Molecule: messenger RNA, 1611 nt
Organism: Vicia faba (fava bean)
Lineage: Eukaryota; Viridiplantae; Streptophyta; Magnoliopsida; Fabales; Fabaceae
Source: the annotation of a GenBank genome assembly
AUGAAACUUGCAGUAUUAUUAUCUCCCAUUUUUACGUUACUUUUUCUCUCAUGCAUAACUUCAGCUACAAAUUCACCUCACAACACUUUUAUCCAUUGCCUAGUAAACCAUUCACAACCUUCACACCCUAUAACUUCAUCAAUCUUCACACCAAGCAAUUCCUUAUUCUCUUCAGUCUUACAAGCCUACAUAAGAAACCUUCGUUUCAACACAUCAACCACAAGAAAACCAUAUCUCAUAAUAACAGCAUUACAUGUUUCCCACAUACAAUCAUCAAUCAUUUGUGCUAAAAAACACAACUUGCAAAUGAAAAUCAGAAGUGGAGGACAUGACUAUGAGGGUGUCUCUUAUGUAGCUGAAGUUCCAUUCUUUAUCUUAGACAUGUUCAAUCUAAGGUCCAUUGAUGUUGAUAUAGAAAACGAAACAGCUUGGGUUCAAACCGGCGCAACCCUCGGUGAAGUUUACUAUAGAAUCAAUAAAAAAAGUGAUAUUCAUGGUUUUCCUGCCGGCGUUUGCCCUACCGUCGGUGUCGGAGGACAUUUUAGUGGUGGUGGAUAUGGUAAUAUGAUGAGAAAAUUUGGUCUCUCUGUUGAUAAUAUUAUUGAUGCACAAAUAAUUGAUGUUAAUGGUAAAUUACUAGAUAGAAAAUCAAUGGGUGAAGAUCUUUUUUGGGCUAUUAGAGGUGGUGGUGGAGGUAGCUUUGGUGUUAUUCUUUCUUACAAAAUAAAGUUAGUUAAAAUUCCAAAAAUAGUAACUGUUUUUCAAGUUAGAAAAACUUUGGAAGAAAAUGCAAGUGACAUAGUUUAUAAUUGGCAACAUGUAGCACCAACUAUUGAUAAUGACCUAUUCAUUAGGCUUAUUAUUGAUGUUGUAAAUGUUACAAAAAAUGGUACACAAAAUGGUGCAAAGACGGUUAGGGCUAGUUUUAUAUCUUUAUUUCUUGGUGAUUCAAAAACUCUUGUUUCACUAAUGAAUAAAAAGUUCCCUCAGUUAGGUUUAAAGGAAAGUGAUUGCAUUGAAACAAGUUGGCUUCAAUCAGUUUUGUUUUGGACUAAUAUCAACAUUACGGAGCCGGUCGAGAUUUUGCUUGACCGACAACCGCAAUCGUUGAAUUAUUUGAAAAGAAAAUCUGAUUAUGUAAAGAAACCGAUUUCGAAGGAGGGUUUGGAAGGGAUUUGGAAGAAGAUGAUUGAGUUGAAAGAUGCAAUAUUGUAUUUCAAUCCUUAUGGUGGAAAAAUGGCUGAGAUUGCAUCAACAGCAACACCUUUUCCUCAUAGAGCUGGAAAUUUGUGGAAGGUUCAAUAUCAAGCAAAUUGGAACCAAGCAGGGAAAGAUGUUGCUGAGCAUUACAUAAACUUGACUAGAAAACUUCACAAAUAUAUGACACCUUUUGUGUCCAACAAUCCAAGAGAGGCUUUUCUUAAUUAUAAGGAUCUUGAUUUGGGAAUUAAUCAUAAUGGUAAGAAUAGUUACAUUGAAGGAAGAGUUUAUGGAGUUGAAUAUUUUAAGGAUAAUUUUAAUAGGUUGGUUGAAAUUAAGACUAAGGUUGAUCCUGAUAAUUUCUUUAGGAAUGAACAAAGUAUCCCUACUUUGCCUUAUAGGAAGAAUUAG